UGCUGGCAGCUUCUUGUAAGAGUUGGAACAAGGAUUGAAUUACUUGGAUACAUCAACUUACCUUUCACAACCAUUUUCUGUAUACUGUAUUCAAUUUAAUUUGAUAUUAUCUUCAUGCAAAGUUAACUUAUGUGAAGUAAACUCUUUUGUAAAUUGAUUAUGGUUUUUCAUGUAUGUGAAUGCAGUUGAAGAGAAAUUGUGAUGCUCUGGUUCAUAUUAGCUGCUCACUUUGUGGGUACCAUUGCUUGAUUGGCAUCAGAUUCCAUGUCCAAGAUUAUGGAUUUAAAUGGUACGAGUAACGAGACCUCUGACAGAAGAAUUUACGUUGGUAAUAUUGAUCAUAGGAUUUCUGAGGCUACUCUGCUCAAGAUGUUUUCUCCGUUUGGGAAGAUAGAAUCUGAGGAUUUCUUGUUGCAUACCCGGGGACCAAAACGAGGUGAACCACGUGGCUUUGCUUUUGUCCAGUAUAGCACGAAAGAGGAAGCUAGACUAGCCAAGGAGAAGAUGCAUGGGAGGUUGGCUUGUGGACGCCCUUUGGUUGUACGCCUUGCUAACGAGAAAUCUGCUGCUGAAUUGGUGGAAAGUUCAUCUAAGGUUGCUGGAGUUGUGAGCAGAUCAACCCAUUCAGGCAGCUCUUCUGGACAAAUGAGUCGAAGUGCAAAAAUUGCUGCAAUAAAGAAUAAGUUGAAGGUGCUGGAAGACGAUGGCAGUAGAGCAAAAAAGCAGAAGCAGGUUGAGCACUAUUCAUCCUAGCUCUUAAACAAUGGUUUCUCAUCUAUAAAGUGCUGUAAUUAUUCAUGAGUUAAAGCGAUGAUAGCACAUUUGCACCUGUGUGCUCUGUUGGUUACUUGGUUACUAUUAACAGCCCGACUGUAUCUGCACCUUGCUGUUUCUCUGUAAAUUAGGAGUAAGUUAUAGAAAUUGUUUUGGUAGAUUAUUACUUGCA
Chenopodium quinoa (quinoa) is the source of this 946-nucleotide messenger RNA. Its product is annotated as probable RNA-binding protein 18. Lineage: Eukaryota; Viridiplantae; Streptophyta; Magnoliopsida; Caryophyllales; Amaranthaceae. The record is from RefSeq and is a predicted model, not a curated record. The transcript has 4 exons. The coding region runs from base 265 to 753 and encodes 162 amino acids. Gene Ontology annotation, molecular function: RNA binding.